Drosophila teissieri is the source of this 1045-nucleotide messenger RNA. RefSeq names its product transcription elongation factor 1 homolog. The coding region runs from base 29 to 277 and encodes 82 amino acids. Lineage: Eukaryota; Metazoa; Arthropoda; Insecta; Diptera; Drosophilidae. The record is from RefSeq and is a predicted model, not a curated record. The transcript is spliced from 3 exons. Gene Ontology annotation, molecular function: RNA polymerase II complex binding. Gene Ontology annotation, biological process: transcription elongation by RNA polymerase II. Gene Ontology annotation, cellular component: transcription elongation factor complex.
CCUACUGUAAAGGCAUUACUUGAACAAAAUGGGGAGAAGAAAGUCUAAAAGGAAACCGCCUCCGAAGAGAAAGAAUAUUGAACCCCUUGAUCAACAAUUUAAUUGCCCAUUUUGCAACCAUGAAAAGUCGUGUGAAGUUAAAAUGGAUAAAGGCAGAAAUACAGCGAAAAUAACAUGUAGGGUGUGCUUGGAGGAUUUUCAGACAGGAAUUAACUUUCUUUCAGAACCUAUUGAUGUUUACAACGAUUGGGUCGAUGCCUGCGAAACAGCAAAUUAAAUGGAAUUCAUUUUGAGUUAGUUAGAGUUAGUGUAUUUUGGAAUGUAUGGAAACGCACGCCGGAUGCUCUAACGUUACUAUAUAUGGUAAUAAAUGACAGCGAGAGAUUAACCUCAUGUAUUCAAAGUAAAAGAGACUUUAAUAUAUUUAUGUCUUAUUAAAAUAAGCUGGACAAAAAACGCUUGGAAUUGAGCACAACAUGCUGAAAUAUUAACCAAAUUUUGCUUAAAGGGAUCAUAUCUUCAAAAAUGGCGAGCAACUAGAUUGUACUGCGCAAGGAAGACUUGAAGUGCGGCACAAUCGAUGCGUGUUAAGUUCAAUUUAAAUAUUAAAGUUUGUUAUUGCUUACAACAGAUUGGCCUUUAAUAGACGUGCCCGAGCUGUCGUCACAUUGAAAUUAUCAUCUGCGUUUGGGAGCUCCGGGAAAAAUUCAGUUCUAUCGGAUCCCAUUUCAAGAAGUGUAGCACCGAAAAAUGUAAUAGCUCAAUUACUUUAUUGUUUUAGUGUCAUUCAUCAGAAGCUUAGCAAAGCAGACACACUCGUAAAAAAAUUUCGAGUGUGCUAUGAGUGCAUGCACUCAAGUGCCGGCGGCACUCGCUUUCAGUCCCAUUGCAAGUGAAAAAACAGUAAACCGCAGUUAAUAGAAGUAGGCGAAACAUCAGAAUAUACAUAUAUGUACAUAGUACAUUUUGGGAUGCUGGGGGCUUAUAUGAUCGUUUCUAGCCAUUAUUCCGCGACAUUUUAAAAAUAAAAUACUGAAAUUUUCAA